GUGAGAGCAACGCCUCUCUCUCCCUCUCUCUCUCUCUCACCUGCAGCAUGGCUCUUCCGGCCGGCCUUGAGGACUCUCUCGCCUCUGCCACACCGUGACUAAUUAACUCUCUAAUCCUUUCCAUCUUCCCUCAACAGCCUGAGAGAUCACAGGGAGGAAGGAAUAGUUUUGCUUGGAGAGGCUGAAGGGAUGUAUUAGCUGACUGCGGUCAGUGUCACAGUGGGCUGCGUCGCCCACCGCUCCACGCUGAAGGACACUCUCCCCGGGUCCCAGACCUCCCCACCAGGCUCAACACUCGCAGUAGAUCCAUGGCGGCUCUCGGGCUGAUCUCACAGCUCUGAGAAUCCUGGGAUCAGCGCGGCGCUGCUCCAGACUUGUGGCGGUGUGUUCGUGUCGGGCGGCUCCGGCGCUCCUUGGUGUCGGUGCUGGGCUAACAUACACCUGAAGGGCAGAGAGUGUGUGUGUGUAGUGUUGAGAGUCGGCAGCGGUGUUCCCCCUCUCCUGCUGGCGCCGCUCAGCAGGUUCCGCGAAGUGGAGCAGCGGGGAGAGUCCCGGCUGGAAUACUGGAGCGGGCGGAAGUGUAAGUGUUUCUUGCCCCGGCCUGUGUCAAGUCCGUCUCGGUGCUUGACAUCAACACUACACAGCACCGUCAGUGUAGUGACCACGGCGCCUGUCGCUCCACUCUCAAGUUUACUCUGACAAUCAUUUUCUAAGGUGCUUAAAACAAAAUUCAUUUGAAAGUAUAAUAGAAAGUAUCUUUGUAGCGUGUAGAGUGAGUUAGUGAGCAAGGUGUCAAGAUGACGCUGCACCCAGCUGUCUUCAACGUCACAGUGCACGACCCGUCACUGUACCACGGGCUGCCAGGGGCCCAGCACCCGUUCUUCCAGCAGCACGGGCCCCACCACGUGUCCGGCGUGCCCAGCCAGUACCUGGACCUGGGGCACGACGACACCCACUUCCAGAAUUUCAUGCACUCCUUACCGUCGGAGCUGCAGGGGCCCGUGGCCUUCAGGAACAGCAGCAGCAGCGGCAGCAGGUUCCCACCUGGAGCUGUGGCCCCACGCCUCGCUCUCCCCACCAUCACCAACACCACCUUCGUCCAACUCCCCGUGCUGUGGACGGCUCUCAGCCUGGCUCUGGGAGUGGAAGUUCAGGGGGAGAUCAUCAGAGGACUGCCUUGUAUAAAGAGACUUAACCAGCUCUUCUGUCGCACACCAGGAAACGUCUACCCCAGAGACAGGAUAGAGAAGUUCAUAGAGGACAACAAGGCUCUGAUGAGGAGAAUGUAUGGCAGCUUCCUGGAGAAUGUGGAGACCCUACAGCAGAGAGCGCAGACAGGCGUGGAGUUCCGGCCGUUCAGUCGCACUGGGCGCUCGGUGGAGGCGUUUGGGGACGAGAUCCCUGAGCUGGACCAGGACGUCCACCACGACUACCACUCUGACGACCCACGAGGACAGUCUUUCUUCAACCUCAUCCGCAACAAGCGUCAGUCCUUCCCCAGCAACGCUAAUGUCAACUCUGACAGGGUGGACUCGUGUGAGAGCGACGUGGACAUCGUGACCCCGUACUGGGCCAGCAACUCCGCCGGCAAGGUCAGAGCCAUCGUCAACACCAAUGAGUUCUCCCAGGCCAUACACCAGGAGAUAUGCGCGAAGACGUCUACCAAGCGGUGUGGUGGAGACUGUGGCUGCGAGCAGAAGUACAAGUGGCAUCGCCUGCUGGCCUACGACCCGGAGAAUGACUGUAACGGCAUCUUCAUGGACUGGUUCCUCUUCCCGUCCUGCUGUUCGUGUCGCUGCAACCCUCUCUAGGCCGGCCCUGGCGCUCUCUCAGCUUCCCACAACUCAAGGGCCACCUGACUUCCUCCCCAGCAGGCCAGGCCCUUCUGCUGCCCCUGAUCCUGCCGGCAGAACACUCUCUGGCUGCUCUACUGCCUUAGCCCACUCUAGGGGAGCCCUCAUACUACAGUGCCUCCGGUUCUCUCUUUCUGUCGGCCGUCUUCACCUGUGUUCCAGUCAUGUGUCAUCGUGUCUGGCUCACCUACGUGCCUCUCUUCCUUCCUCUUCCUUCCUUCCUCCUCCUCCUCCCCUCUGCUGCAGGUGGCCAGGAUUAAGCAACAUUCACAGAACAACGCUGCCAUCAGCGGGCAUCAUCACAUCUCCGGCUCCUGCUCCCCCUAACAUUAUCAAGCAAACUAGCAGCGAUACGUGUGUGUGCUUCCCUGUUUAAGACACCUUCCUGCUGCUUGACUAUAUACACGAGACCCAGCUGGCCAGACCACAGUAAUCACUCUCAUCCUUUACCAAAUUUUCAGGGUCUUAGAUUUUCGUCAAUUAAAUAUUUUCAGGAAUAGCAAGCAUGUAACCUUACUUGUCCUGCCACUGAUGAUAUCAUGGAGGGCGAGGAGUGUUGAUAUCAUUAACUUGUGUCAGUUGUGAUAUGUGGCAACAUUAGUUGUCAACACUACCUGGAACUCUUAGGUGACUAAGUAAUAUGUGUUGUUAUAACCUUGUUUUGUAUGUCAUUAAACUAUUAAAUUAUAAACGUAACCAUACUUAAUGGUUCCUGCUGACUGAUGCAGUGCUCUAGUGUUGCAAACAGUGUUGCAGUGCUGCAGUUUAAAGACAGACGUGGCACUGAGGAACUGGUUGCCGGGUGUGGCAACACUUGGCAACCACGGCUACAGUGGUGCCAGAUGUAAACAACCACAUAAACAGUCCACAAACUAUCAAUAGUUAUCAGUCCUCUUGGUGUAGUAUUUAGAUGUAUAAUAAUAAGCACAAUGGUGUACAUGUUGGAGUAGUAAGGUUCCAUACACAAUGAAGCAGACGAGGAGUGUACAAGAGAAGGGUUUUAACUUGGCGACGUUCGGGGACCAUCUGGUCACCAUUUGGUCCGGAGACAUCUCCCGUCACGCAGGGUGCAGUCGCACCUCCACAGAUCUCCAGUAUCAGCUUUUGAUACUGGUAAUGGCUCAAAAGGGCCACCACUUACGGGCUAUUCAUGCCCGUGCCACCUCUUGGGUGGCUUAAUCUUCAUCAAUCGGCGACGUUCGGAUCCGCCAUCGUCACGGCCAGCCAUUGGGUAAAGAAGUUGUUGAUAUUUAUUCAUCUCUUAAAACGAUGAAGGUACUGCUUGUUGUCUGUAGUACCUGGUCCUCAGGUACCUGGUCCUCGGGUACCUGGUCCUCUGGUACCUGGUCCUCUGGUACCUGGUCCUCUGGUACCUGGUCCUCGGGUACCUGGUCCUCGGGUACCUGGUCCUCUGGUACCUGGUCCUCUGGUACCUGGUCCUCGGGUACCUGGUCCUCGGGUACCUGGUCAUCGGGUACCUGGUCCUCGGGUACCUGGUCCUCAGGUACCUGGUCCUCGGGUACCUGGUCCUCUGGUACCUGGUCCUCUGGUACCUGGUCCUCGGGUACCUGGUCCUCGGGUACCUGGUCCUCUGGUACCUGGUCCUCUGGUACCUGGUCCUCUGGUACCUGGUCCUCGGGUACCUGGUCCUCGGGUACCUGGUCCUCGGGUACCUGGUCCUCGGGUACCUGGUCCUCGGGUACCUGGUCAUCGGGUACCUGGUCCUCGGGUACCUGGUCAUCGGGUACCUGGUCCUCGGGUACCUGGUCCUCGGGUACCUGGUCCUCUGGUACCUGGUCCUCGGGUACCUGGUCCUCUGGUACCUGGUCCUCUGGUACCUGGUCCUCUGGUACCUAGUCCUCGGGUACCUGGUCCUCGGGCACCUGGUCCUCGGGCACCUGGUCCUCUGGUACCUGGUCCUUGGGUACCUGGUCCUCAGGUACCUGGUCCUCAGGUACCUGGUCCUCAGGUACCUGGUCCUCUGGUACCUGGUCCUCUGGUACCUGGUCCUCUGGUACCUGGUCCUCGGGUACCUGGUCCUCGGGUACCUGGACCUCAGGUACCUGGUCCUCGGGUACCUGGUCCUCGGGUACCUGGUCCUCGGGUACCUGGUCCUCGGGUACCUGGUCCUCAUGUACCUGGACCUCAGGUACCUGGUUCACAGGUACCCGGCCUACAUGUAGGCCUACAGGUCCCUGAACACCUGAGUUAGUAAUGUGAAAGAGUAAGGCCUCAUAUGAUCCAUGUUAACUGAUAUUUACGAUCCAAAAUCCCCAACAUUAAGAAAAUAAGUUAUGUAGUGUUACUGUGUAAAUUACUUUAGGACUAUAUGUGUACAUUGUAAAGACAAAUAACCACAUUUUUACCAAUAAGAUUAUAUGUAUAUAACUUAUAAACAUUUGUAAUUUCAGUGAGAGAUAAUUAUCUACUUUUGUCAACAAUAAAGGGCAUUGAAUUUGU
Messenger RNA from Procambarus clarkii (red swamp crayfish), 4313 nucleotides. Its product is annotated as protein spaetzle 3. Gene Ontology annotation, cellular component: extracellular region. Lineage: Eukaryota; Metazoa; Arthropoda; Malacostraca; Decapoda; Cambaridae. The record is from RefSeq and is a predicted model, not a curated record. Gene Ontology annotation, biological process: innate immune response; central nervous system formation. Gene Ontology annotation, molecular function: growth factor activity; Toll binding.